This is a messenger RNA of Drosophila ficusphila, 3232 nucleotides long. RefSeq names its product connectin (gene Con). The coding region runs from base 466 to 2532 and encodes 688 amino acids. The record is from RefSeq and is a predicted model, not a curated record. The transcript has 5 exons. Lineage: Eukaryota; Metazoa; Arthropoda; Insecta; Diptera; Drosophilidae. Gene Ontology annotation, molecular function: protein binding.
AUCAUUAGUCUUCGUUAGGCGGUCUUUGUGUCAACAACGUGUUGCUCUCCCUCCGGUGGAAAGUCGAAAGCCAACAAUCGCCCCUCGCUCGCGACUUUUCGCUCGCGUUUUUCAGCUCGUUUAUCGCAAGGACUACAAAAGUGUUUGUGUGUUUUUUGGCCCACCAUAAACGAGUGUGCGUGCCAAAGUGCAACAAGUCUCGACUGUAAUUUAAUUGCAACAAUUUCCACGCUUUCCACAUUUCCCGAUUUGAACAAGUGCAAAACACGACUCGAUCGUAUCGCCCAGAAAGAUAUAUCAGUGUCGCAGUGUUUGUGCAAAGUGGAGCAUUCAUCUCCACAAAAAAAACCGUACAAAGGCACUGCGUUAGUCAGCAGAUCGAGGACACCCAGUGUACGUGACUUGGUCUUUUCCAGCACCCAAUCGAAAGAAUCCCCUUUGCCGAGCGGUAGGAAUACGCUCGCAAUGUUGCCGCAUCAUCAGCGCCACAAAAUGGCGGCUUCGGCGGACAGCGCCACCUACUUCCUGCUCCUCGCGCUCCUGCUAAUUGCCGGCUGCCUGGUGGCGCCCGCCGAGGGACGCGCCAAGGAGGAGCGUCGCAACAGGGGGCGUGGCAGCAGCAGUGGCUCGCUGGCAUCCUCCUCGAGCAGCAGCAACAUCAACGGGAACUACUACGGGGGAUCCUCGGGCUCCUCCUCCGGUUACGUGUUCACCAGCAGCAGUGCCGUGAACUCCGGAAGCACCGGGUACAGCGGACCCAUGGACAGCACUGGAUUUUGCACCCGGCGAAGGGACAUGAAGCUGAUGUGCUACUGCACCCCGGAUGAGAACCAUGUGCCGGUCCAGAAGGCCGAGUGCUGGGUCUUCUCGGAGGGACUGCUCCAGAACGACACCACUUGGACGCGGUUCUACCAGCAGAAGCGGUUGAAGGAGCUGAAGUUCGUGAUCCAGAACAACGCACGAUUGGACUACAUACCCACCAUGAUAAUUGAGCCGCUGAAGAACCUGAGCAGCAUUGUGAUCGAGUACUCCCAGGUGGAGAUUGUCAAGAGCUAUGCCUUCGCCAACUUGCCCUUCCUGGACACCAUUAUCCUGAUUCACAACCACAUCAUGGCCCUCGAUCAGGAUGCCUUUGCCAACCACAUCAGGCUGAAGGAGCUGAACCUGCAGCACAACCAGAUCUUCGAGAUGGACCGCUAUGCCUUCCGCAAUUUGCCGCUCUGCGAAAGCCUCUACCUGAACAACAACAACAUCAGCACUUUGCACGAGGGCCUGUUUGCCGACAUGGCCAGGCUGACCACUCUUAACUUGGCCCACAAUCAGAUAAAUGUGCUGACCAGCGAGAUUUUCCGGGGAUUGGGCAAUCUGAAUGUGCUGAAGUUGACCAGGAAUAAUCUGAACUUUAUUGGGGAUACUGUCUUUGCGGAGUUGUGGAGUCUGAGUGAACUGGAACUGGACGAUAAUCGCAUUGAGCGAAUCUCCGAGCGUGCUCUCGACGGCCUGAAUACGCUGAAAACCCUGAAUCUGCGGAACAACCUGCUGAAGAAGAUCGACAACGGUCUGCUGCGGGGAACCCCCGCCCUGCUGUCCAUCAACGUGCAGGCAAACAAAUUGGAAACGCUGACGUUCUACACGUUCCAGCCAAUUAUGGACAAUUUGGUCAACAGCACCAGUGAGCUGCUGGUGUCAGACAACAAAUUCAUUUGCGACUGUCGUCUGCAGUGGAUCUUCGAAUUGAAAAAUCGCACACGUCACCUGCAGCUGCGUGACUCGCUGGAGGACCUCCACUGCACGCUGCAGGAGCCGAAGCUGUCGCACUUUGUGGACCCCGUGCCGUCGGACAUCCUGGACAGACUGAACGUCGGCGGCUUCACGGCGAUUGGCAGCAAUAGUGCCAGCAUGGGCGGCGUGGGCAACAGCGUGGUGGGCAGCAGCUACAGCGGCCUGAGCCUGGACGACGGCAGGAAGCACUCGGCCAGCAGGUCGCGACAGGCUCUCCGGGGACAGCGGCAGUUCGCCUCGAACGCGGAGAACGUGGUGGAGUCCAAGAUGAGCAGGCGGCGGAAGCGGCAGCAGGAGGAGCUCAAGCAGAAGGACCUGGCAGCGGUGGCGCCCACCCACAAGCGAUACGACUACUACGACGACAACAAUGGUGGACUGUCCCUGGGCCACGGCCUCGAUCUGGACGACAACCUGAGUCUGCACAAGCAGGGAUUCUACGGAGCCGGCUCUACCCCGGUGGGUCACAACGAUGUGGACGUGCUGAUGACCUCGCACUCCUCGUCGGGCGACGCCCUCGACAUCCUGGCCAACAAGAAUGCCAUCAGCGUGAAGCUGUUCCAGCUCAAGCCGGAGAUGCUGCCCUGCCACGACGAACUGAGCGAUCCCACCGAGCUGCCCCUCUCCCGCGAUCUCAUGGAUGUGCGCAGCAACGUCGGCCAGGACAUGUCGAUGGGAGGAUCCAAUCCCUUGGUUCAAGGUAUGCCGCUCCUGGUGGCGAUCCUGGCGGCUCUGACGCUCAGCCGAGGUUGAAUGUCCACUGGGGAGGAGGAGCUUCCCUCCGAUGAGUACGGUUGCCGCCGAGUGGUGACCCCAACGUUUGGUUCUGCAUUGUACAUACUGUCUUGGAGAUGUGGUGCCCUUGGGAAACGAGCUUCAACACGAAAUACGAAAGAUACCAGCUACAGUCCUGUAAAUAUGUAAAAAGGGUAACGAAAUUCGAUAAAUUUACUACUAUAAACCUAGCUGAUAGCUGUAAUGAUAGACUCGACUUUUCACCAACAACUUCAGCAGCAGAUUCAGAUUCAAAUUGAGAUACACAGACCGAUACAAAAAGAGAAUCAGAAAACCAAUACCGAAACUAUAAGCCCAAAACGAAACCGAUUAAGAAGAAGAACCUCCGAGCAAACUGGCGUUUCAUUUAAAGAGAGAUACUCAACUUACCGCAGGAUGACGACUACCACUACACUCUACUACAUAGCAUUAGUUUAAACGGUUAGCCAUAGUGACACAUUUGGUUUACUUGAGCAAGGUACAUACUACAGUUAAACUUGGAAAGCGCUAAACGUCUUAAGUGGAGAGACAGAGCUGGCCAAAAACCACUUAAAUGAGGCAUGCCUGUAAGAUAAACGCAAACGCAGAGAUAACACAACCGCUGAAUGUUGCAACGAUAGCCGUUAGUCGAUAGGCAAUAGACGAUAGACGAUAGCAGAUAGCAGAUAGCAGAUAGUCG